UCACAAAAAAAGAUAAAAUGAAAAUAAAAUGGCAGCGCUGGUUUGGGUUUGGUAGUUUUGAUGGCUCAACCUUUUGCGCUCUCUCACUCUCUCUCUAAACUCCCCCCCGUAGAUAUCUCGUGACAUUUGACGAUAUGGGCCUUCCUUCACUCGAUCUGGGGGGAGAUCUCCUCUCCUCUCCUAUUCGCAUUAUGCCUCUCUCCCUCUCUUAUCUUCCUCCCACAGCGCCACCCAGUCCUCAAAUGUAGAGUGACCCAUUUUUGGCUAGCUCCAUUUUUGGCAGCCGAAUGUUGGUUUGUCUUUUUUUUUUUCGUUCGUUUAUUUUCCCCCCAAAAAUUCCCUCUCUGUAAUUUUUGGGUUGAUCGAGGGACCGCCGUCUCCAGCUCUGUUUCCGUUUUUGAUCUGUCUCCAUCUUUUUGCAUUCCUUUCGAUUGCGGCUUGCUGUUUUAGUCUUUUAGCUCUCUGCAACUCAUAGUUCCGUUUAGUUCACCGGUGGGGGAAGGAAAUCCCAGGCAGGCCAGUAUUUCUCUGUCGUGUAUUGAAGGUAAUUUGGAGCAAUUCUUCUCACUCUCAAGUUCUAAUCUUACUCCACGUCUUGCUUUCAGCUCAGUUUGCAGCAGUUCAGCUUAAUCUCGUUCCCGGUUAGUUUUAGUUUCUGCAAUGGAGCAAGGAAAGCCGCAUUGAACUCUCUGUAUCGAUUUGAAAGCUAUAUAGUCCGUCCGUUCGUAAAAUCUGUUGUUGCAUGUGUGUGAUGAUUGCUCGAUUACGCGCUUGCUUCCGUGUUCUAGCAAUUUCGAGCGUGAAUUGAGCUCGGAUUGCCGUGUUUUUAGCUCCGGCAAUGGCCGCGGCUUGAAUGUCUUGUCAGUUUUACAUGAAUGUCGGUUUUCUGACUCGUUCACGGACUCAGGCUUGCAUCAUGCCGAAUGGGGGUGAGGAAAAGCGAAAGACAAAGACUCGUCGAGAGUCGUCGGGGGAUGAAGACGGGAAUAUUGCGGGGAAAUGUGAUGCAGCCAGUGCUUUAAAGAAGGGGCCAUGGACUUCUGCGGAAGAUGCAAUUCUGAUGGAGUAUGUUACAACUCACGGAGAAGGCAACUGGAAUGCAGUCCAGAGGCACUCUGGAUUGUCGAGGUGUGGGAAAAGCUGCAGGCUCCGCUGGGCGAAUCAUCUAAGGCCCGAUUUGAAGAAAGGCGCAUUUUCUCCAGAGGAAGAGGGGCUUAUUAUCGAGCUUCAUGCCAAGAUGGGCAACAAAUGGGCUCGCAUGGCUGCCGAGUUGCCUGGACGAACAGAUAACGAGAUAAAAAAUUACUGGAACACAAGAAUCAAAAGACUGCUACGUGCUGGACUCCCUAUCUAUCCUCCUGAUGUAUGCUCGAAAGUUCUUGAAGGAAAUUAUGAAACUCAAUGCAUGGAUAGAAAUGAGACAACUGGUGGCGACCCAGUGCAGAAGGAUCACAGAGAGAUCCCAGAACUGGUCUUCAAAAAUUUCAAAAUCAACCGGGGAGUUCUCUCUUAUCUGCCAAACCUUCUCGAUGUCCCAGGAAGCAACAUUCUGAAACAAGAUGGUUUUGGUUCAAGCAAUAACUAUGGCUUCAUGCUCCCAACACUACCACCUCCAAAGAGAAUCAGAACUGCUACAGAAGACAGCAUUUUCCGUGAUGUAGUAGAUGUUGGUGGUGUCAUUGGCCUCCCAACACCUUUCAGUCAGCUUACUACAGAUUAUGCUGCUAGUGAGAGGACCCCAGACCCGUUUGGUUUAUCCUCUCCAUAUGAUUCUUCUGAUGUCAAUUUUACUAGUUAUGAUGGGCAGCCACCAUUGGCUGCUCUUUCAGGCAGUCAUGCCUUCUUAAAUGACGACUCUUCUUCUUCUGAGCCCAUAUCCGGGGCGAUGAAGUUGGAGCUCCCUUCACUCCAAUAUACAGAUACUCAUCAGCUGGACAGCUGGGCGGCGAUGACCCCAACUGCUUCCCCUUUGCUUCCAGUUGAGUCUGUUGAUACCAAUACUUUGAUCCAAUCUCCUCCACCGAUGACAGAGCCACCUCAGUCACUGGGUUGUCUCUCGCCAAGAAGCAGUGGUCUCCUGGAAGCAGUACUCUACGAAUCACUGACCCUCACAAACAUGAACUGCUCAGCGAACGACCAAGCUUCCGUGGCUGUUUCUAUGGAACACCAAUUGCCCUAUAAUUCCAGGAAGAGAGAUUGGGGAAUGCAAGCUGACCCAAUCUCACCAUUGGGUCAUUCUGCUGCAUCAGUGUUCAGCGUAUGCACGCCCAUGAGUGGAAGCUCGUCCGACGAACCAGGGUGUGAAAUGAAGCAGGAGAUGGGGAGCCAAGUAUCAUCCCCGUAUGGGGAGGAGAAGCAAACUCCUGCUGGUACAGACUGCAUGCAAAUCGAGUUCAGCAGGCCAGAUGUGUUACUUGGCUCAGGCAGCUAUUUCGGGUUAAGCUAUGGUGGUUGCCUCGAAAAGGGUGAACCAACUGCUACUACUCAAACUGAUGCAGCAGGGGGCGGUUGAAGCCUGAAGUUAGUAACAAAAGAACAUGAGCCAAGCAAGAGAAACAGUAGCAAACCAGGGUGCAAACAACGUGUGAAUGGAUCAAGAAUAAGAUUGUUUGUUUAUCCUUGUUUGUUGGAUUACAUUUUCGAGCUUUUAGUUGUUAGCUGGGAGAGUGUUUUGUUUUGGUUUCCAUCUGUGAAUACCGAGUUGUUCUGUGAGCCAUGCAUGUUAUGAGGAAAACUUUCCAGUGGGAUGGAUAGUCUUUUGCAGGAUAGUGAGAUAGAUGUUGUCUCCAGUGGCAUGGAUGCUUUUGGCUGAUAUCCCAUUUUCAUCGUCAUCCUGGAAGUACAACUGUCCAUUUUGCCUUUUUUCCUUUUCAAGUUACUGAAACAAAACAAGAGUAUCAUAUCCAAAAGGACCUUGUCUGUUUUACCCUUUAUUAUCUACCUUAACUAUUAGCCAUUAGGGCAACCUUCCCACAGAGAGUACUUUGAACAGGAUUUACCGUGAAAUAAAAGAUUGUGGUGAUU
Messenger RNA from Linum trigynum, 3024 nucleotides. NCBI's taxonomy places the organism in Eukaryota, Viridiplantae, Streptophyta, Magnoliopsida, Malpighiales, Linaceae. The record is from the annotation of a GenBank genome assembly.